CUGACAGGCACUCUUCCGCCCGAGCUUGGCAACCUCGACUUGAUGAGUAUCAACGUGAUCAAUACCAACGUCUCCGGUACCAUUCCCAUGGAGCUCAGCCACAUAUCAGAGCUGACCAAUCUCUCGAUUACAGGGUAUGCGGUUCGGAGCAGGCUCUCUGGCACGAUUCCGGCAGGGCUCGGCAAUCUCUCGAGGCUGGCCAUGCUCGAGCUCUGGAGUAACAGGCUCUCUGGCACCAUUCCCGAAGCGAUCAGCGAUUUCUCAGAGCUGGAAAGCCUCGACCUAUACAACAACAACAUUUCUGGCACCAUCCCAGCAGAGCUCGGCAAUCUCUCGAGGCUGUCCAGCCUCUCCCUCGCUGGCAACAAUCUCUCUGGCACCAUUCCCGAAGCGCUCAGCAAACUGGCGUUGACAAAGCUCGACCUCUGGGGUAACAGGAUCUCUGGCACCAUUCCCGAAGCGAUCAGCCAUUUCUCAGAGCUGGAAAGCCUCACCCUCGGCAAUAACAGUCUGUCGGGUACGAUCCCGUCGGACCUCAGUGCGUUGUCACACCUCAGCUUUUUAAUCCUGGACUACAACAACAUUUCCGGCACUCUGCCC
Messenger RNA from Emiliania huxleyi CCMP1516, 600 nucleotides. RefSeq lists its product as hypothetical. Lineage: Eukaryota; Haptophyta; Isochrysidales; Noelaerhabdaceae. The record is from RefSeq and is a predicted model, not a curated record. Gene Ontology annotation, molecular function: protein binding. The annotation marks the transcript as partial. The transcript has a single exon.